Trichoderma asperellum CBS 433.97 is the source of this 480-nucleotide messenger RNA. RefSeq lists its product as uncharacterized. Gene Ontology annotation, cellular component: mitochondrial outer membrane; mitochondrial outer membrane translocase complex. Gene Ontology annotation, molecular function: transmembrane protein transporter activity. The record is from RefSeq and is a predicted model, not a curated record. Lineage: Eukaryota; Fungi; Ascomycota; Sordariomycetes; Hypocreales; Hypocreaceae.
GUCACGCACUGUAUUGCCCUCCAGCCUACGCAAAAAACUAGCUCCCCAGCAGCCGAAAUCGCCCAUCUUUUACGUAACUGUCCAGCCUUCCAACCUCGACUAAACAACAACAACAAAUCAACCCAUCACCAUGUUUGGAGGAUUUGCCCCCCCGCAGCAGUCUCCCGAGGAGAUUCGUGCCAUGGAGGCCGAGGCGCUCUUCACCGUCCAGCAGGUCGCUGCUACGGCCUUCAUGCUCUAUCUUUCUCCCUUCGCCGUCGACAUGAUCAGCCGCAUCUUUUAAAUCUCACCCGAAAAAAUUUUGCUAUGUAGGCUACGGUUUUAUAAAAACAUGCAUACCUCGCCCUUUUUUUUGACUCGGCAUAAUAUCAUUUAAUUUGGUAUUUUAUAUGCCAAGGAAGUCAAACUAGCCGGACUCCGAGACGCAUGACUGUACGAUAGAUGGUAACCAUUUGAGGUUAUAUAAAGUGAGGGAGAAAA